GUUUGGAAAUCUUAAAAGAUAACAUACGUUUUACUACGGAAUCGGUGACUCUGAUUUGGAUUAUAUUCGUUGGUUUAUUUUGAAAUAAAAAGAAAACAAAAUUGAGAAAUUAAUGAGUUUACAAUUAAAGAAAAAAUUUACAAAAGAACAUAAAGUAAAGGAUAAAAUGUAUUAUAAAAUGCAAUUUCAUAUGUUUAUAUUGUGCAUAUUUUUAAUGCAAUUUUUAAGCGUCUCUGCCAUACCCUGUGAUUCCUGUGGCAAUGAAUGCGCCAAUGCUUGUGGCACUAAACACUUCAGAACCUGUUGUUUUAAUUAUUUACGCAAACGUACCGAUCCAAAUGCCAUGAAAAUGAUCACGAAUAAACGUUUAAUCGAUUUUAUAAUGUUGCAAGGACGUGCUAUGUUCACACAAAAUGAAUUGAGUAAUGAGAGAAAACAACAACAACAACAGCAACAAAAACAACAACAACAACAGUAUGAGCAUUUACAUGAACAACAAAAAUUAUUAAUACCACGAUCAGCAUUUCCCUUCAAUGAUGAAGAACGUCAUAAUGGCACCUUUAUAUUGGAAGAUUUACAGGCCUAUUAUGAUUAAAGGAAAUUUAUAAACUAUUUGCAAAUAAACUUAGCGAUCAGAAUGAUAAUAAUGACUAUGAAAAUAUUGCUGAUGAUGACGUUGAUGAUAAUAGUGCUGUUGACGACAAUUAUAAUAUGACACUGAUGUUGAAAAUGAUUUUAAUAAUGAUUAACUAUUAUAGAUUUUGUACAAAUAUUUUAUUAGAGUAACAAAGAAAUGUAUGUUUGAAAUAUUAAUUUUCUCUC
Lucilia sericata (common green bottle fly) is the source of this 822-nucleotide messenger RNA. Its product is annotated as trissin-like. Lineage: Eukaryota; Metazoa; Arthropoda; Insecta; Diptera; Calliphoridae. The record is from RefSeq and is a predicted model, not a curated record. The transcript is spliced from 3 exons. Bases 113 to 595 code for a protein of 160 amino acids.